This is a messenger RNA of Myripristis murdjan (pinecone soldierfish), 3307 nucleotides long. It is a transcript of the gene ccdc150, whose product is annotated as coiled-coil domain containing 150. The coding region runs from base 156 to 2843 and encodes 895 amino acids. The transcript has 22 exons. The record is from RefSeq and is a predicted model, not a curated record. Lineage: Eukaryota; Metazoa; Chordata; Actinopteri; Holocentriformes; Holocentridae.
AGUAACGGCUGGUCACGCAUGGGCAUGAGAGAGAGGGUCAGGAUGGAAACAGCUGAAUAGGAGAGGAAUGAGCACUGACUUGGGUGAUUACACUUUGAACAUCCCUACAUCCCUACUCCCACCAGCCUGACCCCACCCAACACCCCUGUCCAGCAAUGUCUCGCCCAGCCAUCCCCCACCUCAGUGCAGGGGCCACAACCUCAGAGGCUCUGUCCCUCCUUCACCAGCGCCUCCUGGUGGCCGAGGAGCAGACUGAAGCUCUCAUCCGUGACAUGAGUUCACUGGGAGUUUCCAGGGAGCAGCUCCUGGGAACUGUGGAGACAACGAACCCUUCCCAUCGGCUUGUGACCCCCCUGAGGAUACGUGAGGCCCUCAUGAGGGAGGCCGGGUGUGAGAGCACGCUGUGGCGACAGUGUGACUCUCUGGUGAGCCGGGUGUGUCGCAUGGAGAGUCUGCUGCAGACCCUCAAACUCACCACGUUCCGCCUGCAGACUGAGAGAGAGCUGGAUCCCUCUCACACAGCUGGUCUCAAGCAGCAGCUUGCAGCGCUGCAGCAGGAGAGUGAGGAGGAGCAGCGGGCCUCCAGGAGGGAGGCGAUGAAGCUGAGGGAGCAGCUUGAGCAGGCCUGCCAGGAGAGAGACGAGGCUCGCACAGAGCUGCAGAGGUUGGGGGAGAUGCUGGAGGUAGCUACUGCUGCCAAGAUGGAUGUGGCUUUGGCUGCUGAGGAGCUGAAGGUCAUCAAAGAGCAGAUGAAUGAAAAACUGAUGGAGAUGAAAGAGCAGAUGUGCCAGGAGUCUGCCUGCUCCUUUGAGGCGAUGAAGUCGCACAGCGAGCUUCUCCUGCGGGUUGAGGAGAUGGAGAAAGCGGUGGAGAUGGAAAGACGUCAGGCUCAGCUGGUGCAGUCGGACCACCAGGCUUUGUAUGUGGAGGUGCAGACCAGCCGGCGGCGGCUCCAGGAGGAGCAGGACACAGGCAGGAGGCUGCAGGAGCGCUGUCACCAGCUCCAAGAGCAGACAGAGGCGAAGGACUCCCUGGUGUCCGAGCUGAAAGCUGAACUGAAAAAUGUUCGUCUGGCCCUUCAGAAACAGCAGACGGAGAAUAGUAAACUUCAGAAAGAGGGUGGGGAGCUGAGAACUGCUGCAGACAAAGUCCAGGCCCUGAAUAAUCAGCUGGAGAGUCAGUGCUCUGAGCUGAGCUCUGCCCUGCGCUUGCUCACUGCAGAGAAUGCAAAGCAACAGUCUGAACAUCAAACCAGCUUAAAGGCUGAGAGGAGUCGUGUGGUCAAGCAGCUGCAAGAGCAAGACCUGCUGUUGGAGGCAGCCAGACGUAAUAUCCAAGCUGAACUGCAGGUGGCGCUGUCACACAAAGUUAGCCUUCAAAUGGAGCUGGAGAAGCUGAAGGCCGAGCACGCUCAGCUCCUGCAGAGCUCCUCCAUCGGUCAGGAGACAGCUGUCACUCAGAAGGAGCUGCUGGAGUGCACAAUCGAGAGGCUGCGGGGGGAGCUGAGCACGGCCCGAAGACAGGAAGAAGCCAUGAGGAAGGAGCGGCAGGGCUCAAAGAAUGAACUGUGCCUGGUUGUCACCAAGUUAGAGGGUGAGAAGAGCGCUCUGGAGACCCAGCUUAGUGAGGCCAAGCGGGAGGGGGAGUCUCUGAGCUCAGCCUUACAGAGGCAGGAGGAGGAGAACAGGAGACUCAUGGGAAAGAUGGCCGCCAUAGAUACGCAACAGCAGGAACAGAUGCUGAGGGAACUAACUGACAACAACAACAAGCUGGCUUAUGAAAAAGGCAAGCUACAGAGCAGAGUGGAUGAGCUGCAGGAGGAGCUGACAGCUUUAAAGCGGGCUGAUACUGCCGCUCCUCAACACAAAAGGGACAAGUUGAGUGAGCUGCAGGCCUGGCAGGGAGUCUGUGGUUCAGGAGGGAGUGUUGUCAGUCAGACGCUGGAAAACAUCCUGGCCUCCCACAGCAGACUCCAACUCGGCAGCCAGACUCUGCAGGAGGAGCUGGGCCGGCCGGAGCAGGAGCUGCUCACGCUCAGGAGGGACAGGCUGCAGACUCAGAGAGAGAUCCGGAAACACCAGGCAAAGGUGGACAAACUCCAGGAGCUCCUAAGCUCUACUCACUCCAAGAACAACAAAGCUCUGAAGUCUUCGCGGAAGGCCUUGGACACAGCCAAGGUGGACAAUAAGAGGCUGGCUAAGAGUUUGGAGCAGGCGGUGUCCACCAGCAGCAGUCUGCAGUCCAAACUGGAGCAGGCCAGAGACCAGCACCGGCUUACCAUCACACUCAGAGAGGAGGAGCUACACAAGGCUCAGACAAAGAUUGGUUGUUUAUCGAAGGAGCUGGACUUGCUAAAGCAUCGAGCUAGUGACGACAACUUAUCCUCCGUGAGGGCAUUGCAUCGCGAAAUAUCAGAGCUGAGAAAGUCUUACGAAGAUUCGUCGGCCAGGUCAGGCGACUUGUCCAGGGCGAACUGGGAGCUGCGACAGCGAGUGACAGAGCUGGAGAGGAUUGUGUCCAAUCAGAAAGCUCGUAUAAGGGAGCAGAAGAGCCGGCUGAAGCAGCAAGUGGAGAACAGAGCUACUUUGGACAACUCCGAGAGAGUCAAGCAGAUAUUGGAGGAAAGCGUCAAGAAGCUGCAAGAGAAAGAAGAAACCAACAGUAAGCUCCAAGAGGCCAGGACAGAGUCUCAGCAGGCUUUGCAGGCUUCAAGUGAGCGGGAGGCAGAAUGGGAGAGAUGGGCCUCUACCAUCCAGCGGUGGGAGACCAAGAGAGAACUGGCUCGCAUUGCUGGAGGACACAAGCCUGGAGGAACACUGCUGCUCACACGCUCGCACUCAUAAUCAUAUACACACAGAGAAAUAAUGUAUGACACACACACGCUAUGCUGCAGAAAAGUAAAUGUGAUCCCAUGGAUUUAUUCAAAACAUUGAACGGACACCAACAAGGAGGAGGAAGUAGCAGCCACGUGUGAAUUAGCAGCUGGGUCGCCAGACGUCUGUGUGUGUUUAUGUGUCUUCAGAAUUUGUGAAUCUGAGUUUUGUGCCAGCCAGUUUUGAACCUCGGGGUGGGGAACAUGCACUCUCAUUAAAACAAACUGUACAACCAUAACAUCUAAUAUACUUUUCAGCUGUACAAAGACGCUUUGUACCUGUAGAUUCUUUAUACAAAAGUAAAAUUUUUCAAUAGUGCUGUGUACAAAUGUAUGGUUUUCCAUCUACCAUAUUUGCACAUUAUUAUGUACAUAGUGUUGGUUUCUGUUUUUUGUUUUUUGUUUUUUUGAUGAAUGACUGAAUAUACAAUGUGA